Molecule: messenger RNA, 1778 nt
Organism: Chionomys nivalis (European snow vole)
Lineage: Eukaryota; Metazoa; Chordata; Mammalia; Rodentia; Cricetidae
Gene: Htr3b
Product: 5-hydroxytryptamine receptor 3B
Exons: 9
Coding region: 7-1320 (437 amino acids)
Biological process (GO): signal transduction; monoatomic ion transmembrane transport; nervous system process
Cellular component (GO): neuron projection; synapse; postsynaptic membrane
Molecular function (GO): extracellular ligand-gated monoatomic ion channel activity; neurotransmitter receptor activity; transmembrane signaling receptor activity
Source: RefSeq, a predicted model, not a curated record
AGUGCAAUGAGUCUUCUGCGGUCCUGCCUCCUGGUGGCUGCUGUAGGUAUCCUAGGCACAGCGACUCCUCAUCCCAGGACUCCCUCUCUGCAUCGUCUUACCAGGCAGCUCUUACGGCAGUAUCAUAAGGAUGUCAGGCCAGUUUACAACUCGGCUGAGGCCACCACUGUCUACCUGGACCUUUGUGUCCAUGCUGUAUUGGAUGUGGAUGUACAGAAUCAAAAAUUAAAGACGAGCGUGUGGUACCAAGAGGUUUGGAAUGAUAAGUUUUUAUCCUGGAACUCUAGCCUGUUUGAUGACAUUCAAGAAAUCUCUCUCCCUCUCAGUGCCAUCUGGGCCCCUGACAUCAUCAUCAAUGAGUUUGUGGACCUUGAAAGAUCUCCCGACCUUCCCUAUGUGUAUGUGAACUCUUCUGGAACCAUUAGUAACCACAAGCCCAUCCAGGUGGUCUCCGCAUGCAGUUUGCAGACGUACGCCUUUCCCUUUGACAUCCAGAACUGCAGCCUCACCUUCCACAGCAUUCUGCACACAGUGGAAGACAUAGACCUGGGCUUCCUGAGGACUAAGGAAGACAUCGAGAAUGACAAAAGGUCGUUUCUGAAUGACAGUGAGUGGCAACUGCUCUCGGUGUCCUCCACAUACCACAUCCUGAGGAACAGCGCUGGAAACUUCGCACAGAUUCAAUUUAACGUGGUGAUUCGCAGAUGCCCAUUGGCCUAUGUCGUGAGCCUCUUGAUUCCUAGCAUCUUCCUGAUGCUCGUAGACCUGGGGAGCUUCUACCUGCCCCCCAACUGCCGUGCAAGAAUUAUAUUCAAGACCAAUGUGCUGGUGGGCUACACAGUCUUCAGGGUCAACAUGUCUGACGAGGUACCGAGGAGCACGGGGUGCACGUCUCUGAUUGGGGUCUUCUUUACAGUCUGCAUGGCCCUCUUGGUUCUCAGCUUAUCCAAGUCCAUCUUGUUGAUCAAAUUCCUCCAUGAGGAGCGACACAGUGGGCAAGAACGGCCUCUUCUUUGCCUUCGAGGAGACUCUGACAUGGAUGAGUCUAGAUUGCACCCAUGGGCUCCAGGUGCUGAGAUAACAGAGUCCCCUGUCCACCAGGAGCACCUGGUUCAGUCGGAUGCUCUGCAGGAAGUCUGGCUCCAGCUCCAAUCCAUCAACAACUCUCUCCGAACUCGGGAUCAGGUUUACCAGAAGGAGGUGGAUUGGCUGGGCAUCCUGUACCACUUUGAUCAGCUGCUCUUCCGAAUCUACCUCGCUGUGCUGGGGCUCUAUACUGUCACCUUGUGCACUCUCUGGGCACUGUGGAGCAGAAUAUAACAAUGGAGAUUCCUGGUCUCACUUGAUGUGGGGGUCACAACACUUAGGGAAAGCUUAACAGUGUUUGGAGAGGGAUUGAAGAGGAAAGAGUGGGUAGGCUUAAAAAAUUUAUCUAGGACUUCAUUGUCUCUUUUCAGUGACUACACAGAUGAGCAUCUUAAUUGGUUAUUGACUGAACCAGUAAACAUAUAUGUUCAUAAUAAAGACGUAUAAACAAAAUAGAGUGUACAGUAACAAGCAAGCUUUUACUUUUCCUGAGCCACAAUCAGCAACCAUAUAUACUUAGGCUUAAGCAAAAAAAAAAAAUAACAAAAAACAAAAAACAAAAAAAAUUGGCUUUAGAUUUUUAAAGCAGGGUCUCUUGUAUCUAGGCUAAGCUUGACUACUAGGCAACCAAGGAUGACCCUGAACCCUUGAUACUCCUGCCUCUACCUUCCAAGUGCUGAGAUUGUAAGUAC